GGAGGCGUGGGCUGGUGACAGGAGGCGGGCCUGGAGCCGCAAGGGUGCCCUGAGCGAGCAUGGGAUAUAAAAGAAGCGUGAUGGGAAGCUGACCGGCGAGAGCAGAAGUGGGGCACAGGAUGAGGGGCGCGGGUCAGGAUAGCAGGGAUGCAAGAUGGGAGAAUAACGGCUGUACACAUUUGGCCGGCACUUGGCAGUCUGCUCCCUUUUAGAUUCCCCUAAUUUCCUCCUUUGGUUGAAGAAAGCGAGGUUCGGAGGGGUUAGGUGGGUGGGGGACCCGGGGCGCCCGGGGUCGCUGGGCUGCGGGGGAACCCGCGAGUGCGGGGACAAGGUGUCCGCACGUCCGGCCGUCCAUCCGUCCGUCCCUCCUGGGGCCGGCGCUGACCAUGUCCAGCGGCUGCCGCUGUCUACAUCUCGUGUGCCUGUUGUGCAUCCUGGGGGCACGCGUUCAGCCUGCCCGAGCGGAUGACUGCAGCUCCCACUGUGACCUGGCCCACGGCUGCUGUGCGCCUGACGGCUCCUGCAGGUGUGACCCAGGCUGGGAAGGGCUGCACUGUGAGCGCUGUGUGAGAAUGCCUGGCUGCCAGCAUGGUACCUGCCACCAGCCCUGGCAGUGCAUCUGUCAUCUGGGCUGGGCAGGCAAGUUCUGUGACAAAGAUGAGCACAUCUGUACCACGCAGACCCCCUGUCAGAAUGGAGGCCAAUGUGUCUACGACGGGGGAGGCGAGUACCACUGUGUGUGCCCCUCAGGCUUCCAUGGGCGUGACUGCGAGCGUAAGGCUGGACCCUGUGAGCAGGCAGGCUCCCCAUGCCAGAACGGCGGACAGUGCCAGGAUGACCAGGGCUUUGCUCUCAACUUCACCUGCCGCUGUUUGGCGGGCUUCGUGGGUGCCCGCUGUGAGGUCAAUGUCGACGACUGUCUGAUGCGGCCUUGUGCCAAUGGUGCCACCUGCCUAGAUGGCAUAAACCGCUUCUCCUGCCUCUGCCCUGAGGGCUUUGCUGGACGAUUCUGCACCAUUAACCUGGAUGACUGUGCCAGCCGUCCGUGCCAGAGAGGGGCCCGCUGUCGGGACCGUGUCCAUGACUUUGACUGUCUCUGCCCCAGUGGGUAUGGUGGCAAGACUUGUGAGCUCAUCUUAUCCGUUCCAGAUCCUGCCACCACCACGGACAUCCCCCCGGGGCCCACCUCUGCUGCAGUGAUCCCUGCCACAGGGCCUGCCCCCCACAGCGUGGGGGCGGGUCUGCUGCGCAUCUCAGUGAAGGAGGUAGUGCGGAGGCAAGAAGCAGAGCUAGGCCCAUCUAGCCUGGCGGCCAUGGUGGUAUUUGGGGCCCUCACUGCCACCCUGGUCUUGUCCACUAUGAUGCUGACCCUGAGGGCCUGGCGCCAGGGUCUCUGCCCCCCAGAACCCUGUUGCUACCCUGCCCCCCACUACAUCCCGGCGCGCCAGGACCAGGAAUGUCAGGUUAGCAUGCUGCCAGCAGGGCUCCCCCUGUCGCCUGAUCUGCCCCCUGAGCCUAGAAAGACCACAGCACUGUGA
Messenger RNA from Lutra lutra (Eurasian river otter), 1538 nucleotides. It is a transcript of the gene DLK2, whose product is annotated as delta like non-canonical Notch ligand 2. Gene Ontology annotation, molecular function: calcium ion binding. Gene Ontology annotation, biological process: establishment or maintenance of epithelial cell apical/basal polarity; heterophilic cell-cell adhesion. Lineage: Eukaryota; Metazoa; Chordata; Mammalia; Carnivora; Mustelidae. The record is from RefSeq and is a predicted model, not a curated record. The transcript is spliced from 6 exons. Gene Ontology annotation, cellular component: protein-containing complex; plasma membrane. Bases 387 to 1538 code for a protein of 383 amino acids.